AUGGACCUCGAUUCUCUCCUUGCUCAGCGAGUACAUCUUUCUUGUCGAUGCUUUAUCGAUGAAGAGGAGGAGACGGUUCACUUUGGUGGUCGGAGAACGGUGGAAGUUGCCGAAGGGUCAGCGCUGCAUCAAAAGAGCAACGCCGUCGUCACUUCGUCGGCAUCUAAACACUUCCCAAUGUCAACAACACCGGUAGAUCGUCCACGCCUUUCCUGCCAUCGUCCUCGUACCUCUGUCUUCGUUGAGCAGCUCAUAAAGGCUACACAUCUUCGAAGCCUCAAACAAACGACCAUAUUUAUGCCUCAGCCUCGUCGCCGCGGCGAUCCCAUCGCCAUCCCGACCUGGGACAAUAUGGGCCUGCGUGUCGGCGACACACAGUGCUCUGAUUGCGACUCAAACCCAAGCCACAUUCUGACGCCUUGUGGACAUACAAUCUGCAACGAACACUUCCUGCAGGAUCCUGGCGAAGAGCUUGCUGUCCGCUGCGCAUUGUGCCUGAAAGUGAUUUCCGUGUACGAGCUGGCCGAGGACGCCGCUAUCCCGAAGUUCCAACUUCUGCCCGCUUGGUUUCACGACUUGAGACCGUCUCCAACCAGCGCAACCAGCAGUGUCUGGAACAGCCAUUCAUCCCUUCAGUUGGCUUUCCAGGCUCUUGACGCCAGUGUUGCUGAAAACAUGCGUCGCCCUACAUACGUUCGUGAUAUUUACCGUGCUGAUACUCCUCCUCCCGCCGGAAACGAGGCCCAGCUUGGUGUCACCAACCGCGGCGCCAUCAACAACAUCUCCAUGAAUAGUGUACAGCGUACCAUGUCACCUCAGGCUCCUGUUGAACAGGCUCAGCAGUCGGGUCACACUCGCUUCCCUUCCUUCAACCCCACCAGACCUGUAGGCGCCAACUUCCCUCAAUACGCCACUACCAGCCCGGCUCAGAACGAGCGAAUGCAGUCUCCACUCGACCAGACUCAGCAGCGUCCAUCUGGCCACACACAGGGCGCUUCAAACAUACAUGCUCCACAGCCUAGCCUGUUCAAGCCGUCGCACGCCUUCCGCGAGCUUGCAACCCCUACACCUGAGGCCGAAUUCGCCUACCAGCAGUCUAACAGCGUUCAGCAGAGUCCUGACGCCGUCAAGCGCCCUGAUCCCAGAGGGUUGAUGUCGCCUGUUCAGAUGGAUCGUCCUUCGGCCGUUCCCACCAUGCCCAGCGCUAUGCGCAACAUGAGACAACCCGCUCCUACCAUGCGCGGCACUAUGCCUCACGGCUUCAGCAACAACGUCACUGGCGGUGGCGGUAACCUCACCAAUGGCACUCACUUGAGUAGUUUCAACAUGAACAGCUUCAAUAUGCCGGCUUCCAACCAGCACGGCUCUUUCACGAACAGCUUCAGUAUGCAUGGCUCAAACAUGAACGGUCCUCAAAUGAACCGCUCUCACUUGCAGGAUCCUCAGAUGUACGGCUCUCAGAUGGGUCGUUUCCCUAUGUCUGGUCAGCAGAUGAACCCUCCUCAGCAGAUGUACAACCACAUGCCUGGUUUCAUGCCCCACAACCCACGCAUGCCUGCUCUGCCUACUCAGGCUGAUCCUUUUGUCGAUGCCCGCCCACCUGUCUAUGCCCAAGGUCCAUUCAUGGCUCCCAACAUGUACUCACACGCCUUUGCCGCUGGCCCUCAGCCCAGCCUUCCUGCUCCAGUGAGCAGCCCUAUGAGCCGCGUUGGUACUGCCUACAGCCGGGACCGCCGUCCUCAGCAGACCAACCACCGAGUCAAUGCCCCUCAGCAGGCCCAAGCCCUCGCUGCUCGCCUCGCUGCCGCUAUCAGAUCUGGCGCUCUUGCCCACCUGGACCCUAGAUCACCACCUCAUGGCCCCAGAUUGCACUCUCCUGGAGUUGAGAGACGUGACAACGAGUUGCUUCUCCAGCAGCCUCUCAUCCAGCCUCCUGUCGUCCGCAGUCAGACUGUCAUCGCACCCGAGGUUCGUCCUGAUCCUGCCUGGGUUGAUCCUGACGACCACGUUCUUCCCAACCUCGGUGAUGUGUAUGAACACAUGCCCUUUGUCGACACUGCUGCCGACUCUCGUCCUUGCACCAACGGUGUCAUCAAGAUUGGCAACAUUCCCUAUGGCACCACCAAGAAUGAGGUCAUCGCUGCUCUUGGUCGCAGCACUCGCAUCGCUUCUCAGCCCAAGGGCACUGCUUACCUUGCUAUUCACAUCAUCAUGGAGCGCUCGACUGGCAAGACCAUGGACGUCUACGUUGAACUAGACACCGUCGACGAGGCCAGGCUGGCCAUCGCCGGCUUCCGCCAACGCUGCAACAACAACCGCCAACCUCGCAUCGGCGACCGCCAUGUUGAAGUCGAGCUCAGCAGUCAGGAGGCUCUGAUGAAGGAACUCUUCCUCCGCGCCAAGUGCGUCAACUGGUCAGGCCAGACCCCUCACAUCUACGAAUCCACUGAGGCCUUCAACUCUGGCUUCCAGGGCUUCGUGACCAGCGAGGAAAUGGUCAUGAUCACCAAGCAUGCUGAGACUCCUCAGCGCUCGCCAUUCGCUCUUCGCUGCGUCAACCGCACCUACGAGACUAUGAUUUCCAUCAUGCACAAGUAUCCUUGGUUUGCUGUUGAGUACAUUAGCAUCCGCGAGCGCACUGCCAUCUUCUCCUGUGCUUUGGUUCAGCUGCGCGUGCUGGUCAACGCAGUGUCUCGCAACACUCACCCUCAUCUUUUACACAGAGGUCUGCUGCAAGAGUAUCUUACUGCCUGCCUGGGCAAUGCUGGCUUCAGUGUUCAGCAGAAGGGAUACAUGGUUAACUGCAUCACCAACGAGGGCUAUGGCUCUUUGCUGUCUAUGAUUCCCUACACUCCCGUCGACCUCAUGACUGGCAGUUGGUGGGCUUUUGAGGUGUUGAGCAAGAACCCUGCUUCCUCUGAUCCUCUGCUGACCUACGUGGUCUCACUGCUCUGCUCAGCCACCGACCCCAACAGCGACUUUGCUCGCAUCGCUGCCAUGAACGCUGACAUCACUGCCUCUGACUCAGCCAUUGCAGUCGUUGAUGACGACACCGCCGCCAUGUCUUCGUUCGGCCACUUUGCUGUCAAGUACCCUCAGCAGAACAAGGAGAACUGCACACUCAAGACCGCCGCAGAGGCCGAGUGGAACGCUCUGCACGAGGCUCUGAGCCGCGUUCUGCCUUGCUCUCCUGCCCUCACUUUUGGCGAGUGGGGCGGUCAGCAGCAGGUUGCUGGUGCCGAGGAAGACCAGGAUACCUUUGAAGAUGGCGGUACGAUGGCUUUGCUCGGUCUCUGA
This is a messenger RNA of Aureobasidium namibiae CBS 147.97, 3297 nucleotides long. RefSeq lists its product as uncharacterized. The coding region runs from base 1 to 3297 and encodes 1098 amino acids. The transcript is spliced from 3 exons. Lineage: Eukaryota; Fungi; Ascomycota; Dothideomycetes; Dothideales; Saccotheciaceae. The record is from RefSeq and is a predicted model, not a curated record. Gene Ontology annotation, molecular function: nucleic acid binding.